Messenger RNA from Thyridium curvatum, 1098 nucleotides. RefSeq lists its product as uncharacterized. Gene Ontology annotation, molecular function: saccharopine dehydrogenase (NAD+, L-lysine-forming) activity. The transcript is spliced from 6 exons. The record is from RefSeq and is a predicted model, not a curated record. Gene Ontology annotation, cellular component: cytoplasm. NCBI's taxonomy places the organism in Eukaryota, Fungi, Ascomycota, Sordariomycetes, Thyridiales, Thyridiaceae. The coding region runs from base 1 to 1098 and encodes 365 amino acids.
AUGGCCCCCACCGUGCUCCAUCUCCGUGCCGAGACCAAGCCUCUCGAGCACCGCUCCGCCCUGACCCCCUCUGUCACCAAGAAGCUCAUCGAGGCUGGCUACGUUGUCAAUGUUGAGCGGGACCAGGAGCGCAUCUUCGAGGACUCUGAGUUUGAGGCUGUCGGAGCCAACUUGGUCGAAUGGGGUAGCUGGAGGAAUGUUCCCAAGGAGCACAUCAUCGUUGGCCUGAAGGAGCUCCCCGAGGAGGACUUCCCCCUCAUACACACCCACGUCCAAUUCGCGCACUGUUUCAAGGGCCAGGAUAACUGGGCCACGGUCCUCGGCCGCUACAGCAGCGGCGGUGGCACGCUGUUGGACCUCGAGUUCCUCGAGAAGGACGGCAGGCGUGUGGCAGCCUUUGGCUACUGGGCGGGAUUCGCUGGUGCUGCUCUGGCUAUCCAGAACUGGGCGUGGCAGGCUACCGAGAAGGGCGACUUCCCCUCUGUCAACACCUAUCCCAACGAGACUGCCCUCGUUGCUGAUGUCAAGAAGGCCUAUGCCAAAGGCCAGGAGAAGACCGGCAGGACACCCCAGGUGAUCGUGAUCGGUGCUCUGGGUCGAUGUGGCCGUGGUGCCGUCGACAUGUGCAUCAAGGCCGGUAUUCCCGCAGACAAGGUUCUGAAGUGGGAUAUGGCCGAGACGGCUCCUGGUGGUCCCUUCAAGGAGAUUCCUGAGAGCGACAUCUUCAUUAACUGCAUCUACCUGAGCACCAAGAUCCCGCCGUUUGUCACGGUUGACAGCAUCAAGAACACUACCGACCGCAAGCUAUCAGUCAUCUGCGACGUCAGCGCUGACUCUACCAACCCCCUGACUCCUGUACCCGUCUACAAAAUCACUACGACUUUUGAGAAGCCCACGACCAUGGUUGAGGGAGUUGACCCUCCAGUCAGCGUCAUCAGCAUUGACCAUCUGCCCAGUCUUCUGCCUCGCGAAGCAUCAGACACCUUCAGCCAGGAUCUGCUGCCCUAUCUUCUCACUCUGAACGACUGGAAGAAUGACCCGGUCUGGGCUGGUGCUGACAAGCUGUACAAGGAGAAGGCCGCAACCCUGCCCCAGUAA